AUGCUCAAAUCAACCCACAAACCAGCGCAAUUGGCGCCCCUCCCGCCGGGCUGGACCGAACACAAGGCCCCGACCGGCCACACCUACUACUACAACGCCGAGACCAAAGAAUCCACGUACAAGCGACCCGGCCAGCCAUUACCCUCCCAGCCAACUCCUCCCGAGCCGACCCCCUUCUCCCCCUACGCGGCCGUGCCGAACCUCUCCGACCCAAAUGUCGCAAAUGCCUUCAUGGCGCAGUUCAACAAGCCUCCACCCCAGGCGCAAAGGGGCGGCUUCGAGGGACGCCCGCGGCCGCAGCCUGUGGACAAGCCUAGGAGAAAGGAGCCCAUCCCCGGGUGCGAGCCGUGGAUCCUGGUGUACACAAAGUACUCGCGGCGCUUCGUCUACAACCCGAUCAAGAACGCGAGCUACUGGCGCAUCCCCGAGAAGCUCAUGCCCGCCAUCUUGGAGAUGGACAAGAAGAGGAUACAGAACCUGAAUGCACCAAAUCAAGAAGAAAAGCAGACAGAAGCAGCAGCAGAGGGCGGUAAACAACCCGGCGACGGAAAAGAGGCCAAGGCUGCUGAAGAGGCGGCGCCUGCUCCUCCCGGCCCGGACUACGACAGCGACGAAUACGAAGAGGUCGAAGUCACCGACGACGAGGGCGAGGGCGACGACGGCGAGCACCCCUCGAAGCGGCAGCGCACCGAAAUGUCCGACGACCAAGACCAGGGACCCCUCGAGUUCACGGAGGCAGACAUCGCCGCCCAGCUGCAGGCCAUGGGCGAAGAGUACGGCCUCGAGCCCGGGGACUACGACGACGGCAACAUGGACGACUGGCCCGAGGGCGCAGAGGGCGUCGAGUUCUCCGAGGAAGACGCAAAGUUCUUAUUUCAAGACAUGCUCGCCGACCUCAACAUCAACCCCUACAGCUCCUGGGACAAGCUCCUCGAGGAGGGCAAGAUCAUACAGGACCCGCGCUACACGGCCCUCAGCACGACAAAGGCCCGCAAGGAGUGCUUCGACGAGUGGACCCGCCAGCGCAUCGCUCAGCUCAAGGAGCAGCGCGCCAAGCAGGAGAAGAAGGACCCGAAGAUCGCCUUCAUGGCCUUCCUGCAGGAAAAGGCCUCCCCGAAGCUCUACUGGCCCGAGUUCAAGCGCAAGUACAAAAAGGAGGACUCCAUGAAAGACCUCAAGCUUUCAGAUAAAGAUCGCGAAAAGGCGUACCGCGAACACAUCAAUCGCCUCAAGCUGCCCCAGGCGACGCUCAAGUCGGAUCUCAUCGCGCUGCUCAAGGCGCAGCCCGUGCAUUUGCUCAACAACAAGUCGCUCGCGAAUGGGCUGCCCGCGCAGGUCCUCACUGACAUACGGUAUAUCUCGCUCGAGCCCAAGAUUCGCGAUCCCUUGGUGGAGGCGUACGUGCAAACGCUGCCGCCACCUCCUGAGGAUCCCAGCUCUGCCGUGGAGGACGAGGAGCAGAAGAAGGCGCGCGAGGCGAGGGAGAGGCGGGAAAGGGCUUUGGAGGAGCGGAAUCGGCUGGUCGAGGAGCAGAGGAGGAGACGCGAGAGGGAAGUCGCGGCAAGCAAGGCACGGCUGAGGGAAGAGGAGCGGGAGCUGGAGUUUGCCAUGAGGGUUGGGAAGAGAGGCUUGCAGGGGCAGCUGGCAAGUAUGAGUGUGAAGCAGCCCGGAGACGGCGAGGGUGAGCCAUCAUAG
Messenger RNA from Trichoderma citrinoviride, 1695 nucleotides. RefSeq lists its product as hypothetical. Gene Ontology annotation, cellular component: nucleus. Lineage: Eukaryota; Fungi; Ascomycota; Sordariomycetes; Hypocreales; Hypocreaceae. The transcript has a single exon. The coding region runs from base 1 to 1695 and encodes 564 amino acids. Gene Ontology annotation, molecular function: RNA polymerase binding; transcription coregulator activity. The record is from RefSeq and is a predicted model, not a curated record.